Messenger RNA from Ictalurus furcatus (blue catfish), 3770 nucleotides. RefSeq names its product WD repeat containing planar cell polarity effector (gene wdpcp). Gene Ontology annotation, biological process: cilium organization; establishment of protein localization; nervous system development. The record is from RefSeq and is a predicted model, not a curated record. Gene Ontology annotation, molecular function: protein binding. Bases 681 to 2876 code for a protein of 731 amino acids. Gene Ontology annotation, cellular component: axonemal basal plate. The transcript is spliced from 20 exons. NCBI's taxonomy places the organism in Eukaryota, Metazoa, Chordata, Actinopteri, Siluriformes, Ictaluridae.
CAAAACUGCUCGGCGAUGCAUUUCUAGCUUCGCGAUUACGAUUUUUUUUUGCCACUAUCAUUAUUUAACGUUUAUUUUCUUGCCCAUUUGAGGGGAAUUAUUAACUUUGCGCUUGAAUUAGUGCUAUUUAAAAAAAAAUAAUUACAAAAUAUUGUUCCUAUAAUUCAAUUCGUGUAACUCAAAGUGCACGCAGAACUAUACGGUAUGAUUUAUAUUCUUCAAUAUGGCACCAGUACAACUUAAACACACGCAGUUCCUCUAUAGAUCAUUCACAAACGUGUGUUUUUCAGAUAAAUAUAGCUCAUCAGGACGCCACGGAAUUAGAUGAGCGACCCGGAAACCGUGUUUCAGCAUUACCGUAACAUUUCGAGUAGAGGGACACGCGCAAAAACAAACCGGGGAAAGUUUGGAUCUGUUGCCUAGAGGCGCUGAAAUCAUGAUCUAACUAACGCGUUCUCACCAGUGUGAGAUUUCUCAGUGUGUUCUCAUUGCUUUAAACUCGAAAAGUGCGCAGUAAACAACGACUGUAAAUCCUAUCUACACCUAUUUAGGUAGAAAUAAGCAUUAAAAUAAUACAUUGAAUGCAGCGGAAUGGUCAUCUACUCCAAACCAAAACAUCAGAGUACUACAGCAGCAUCAAACGCAGCCGACUGCUUGACUGACAGCUUCCGUGUCAUCCGAUGGCGUUCUGCUUAGCGGAGCUGAACCUGUGGUCCUCAAGAAGCAGUCUGAAUGUGCAAGACACAGAUAUUGGCACAUUCCAGUUUUAUGAGAAAGGAGAACCGGUCUUUCCUGCAGAUCAGCAUUACUACAGUGAGAAGCAGCACUUUGCCGAGACACGAGGUUACCCAUGGCUCCUGAGUAACCGUCGUCCGGAGAGGUUGAGGGACACCCUCAAGGAACUGGAGGAGUUGUUACAGUCUAAUUCCUGUAUUUGUACCAAAUGGAGGACGAAGCAUUGCUGCCAGAUGCUGUUGAGCUCAGGUGUUUUAGUGACCCUCACUCUGAGUGGAGCUCAGUUAGAGAGAGUGGGCAUCGACAAAACACUGGUGGGACGACUACCUGCUGACACCAUCAGUCACGCGGUGAUCGGUGAACGCUUCGUCCUUCUCUCAUUGGUGGAGAAGAGUCAGGUGUGUCAGGUGUACCUGGGUAGGCGGAGCCAGAGUUCACCUGAGCUUUCAGCAUGGCGUUUGGAGAAGCUCUCCGCUGCUGACAUUAAGGUCUCAUCCUUGGAGCUGGGAGGAGGAGGCGGCCGUGGUACGAGCAGGCGUGUGGCACUGAACCGUGGGCAGGAUAUGGGUGUGUGCUGGUGGCAAGGCGGGCAUGGCGACGUGUGGCCUUGGUCACCAGUUCCCAGUUCCUCAGAGCGGGCCAAUGUGGUAGUGCUGGGCUUUUCAGAAAGCGCUGGUCUCAUGGUUCUGAGCUCCAUACGCACUAAUGGUGAACCUUUGGACUGUUGCUUCAGCCUGACCCAACCCUACCAGAUCCUCACCGUUGAGCUGCACAAGGAGACCCACAGCUCCACUGCAGAGCUACGUGAGGAGCCCAGUCGCUCCAACAUUGAGCUGCGUGAGGAGGCCCAAGUCGUUCAAACAUGUGCGUACGAGUGCGCUCGUGGACGUUUGCAGCGCCUCUCAGCUACAUCUUUACCUCUAUCUUCUGCUCCUGUGUCUUGGUGCCGUGACCCAAGUGAGCGCUGGCUUCUGCUGGGCCUUCAGGACUCCUCUGUGGUGCUGCUCCACAUCGAAACUGGCGUACAGACUUGUGUCAACUGCCCCAUGCUCCCUUCUGUACUGGUCUGGCACCCUGAUGGAGGCUUGAUUGUAGUGGCUGGGGGUCAGGGUGAGCUGCAGUGCUUUGAUUUGGGACUCAGCCCUCUCCGACUACAGCUGGUGUCUGAGGAGGACGUCAUGGGUACGAGUGGCAAGAGUCUUCAGCUGGCCAGGCAUGUGAGAAUAGCCAGUGGUUUGGAGGGUGUGGAGUGGGCACACUCGCCAAUGUCACAGGGUGCCGAGGGGCUGGAAGUGCAUGAUCUCCUGAUGCUAAGGUUCCACAGAGGUCCAGUGGCUGCUCUGAGACUCCGACUAGGUAUACUGAAUGGGGCCCAGCUGGGGGUGGGUGAACUCCUGCAGCAUCGUCUGCGCUAUGGAGAGGUGGAUGCUGCACUGGGCAUUCUGGGUAAUAUGGACUGGUGCAUGAUGGGAGCAGACUGCUAUCGUGGUCUCAUCUCGGUGACUGAUCACCUGCUCAGAAAACCACUGGACGAGCGGACGGAAGCUCAGUUAGAAGCUGCUCUGGGGAUGUUCUACUCUCCGUCCAGAGCCUUAACAGACUCAGUUAUACUGGAGUAUCGAGACCCCAUCAGCCGCUACGCACGGAGAUUCUUCCAUCAUCUGAUCAGGCACCAGCGCUUUGAGAAGGCUUUUCUCCUGGCUCUGGAUAUCAGCGCUCGAGACCUGUUCAUGGUUCUUUUAAACUUCAAACAGGACCUCCAUUACGUGGCACGGGACAGCGGGGAGCCUGUGUUGGCCAACGUGGCCCGACGGAAAGCUCAGGAGCUGGAUGCGGAGGGGGUCACGAUCUCAGAACCAGUUUCAGAUGAGCCCAGGCCUGUACUUAAACAACAGAAUGGAGUGUGUGUUUCCCCCAUUAACACACACACUGAAUGGGCCAAUGUCAGUAAAGCAUACAAGAAAACAAGAGUUGACUCUAAGGGAAAGAUGGAUAGGGAGAUGGAAGAAGACCUCGCUGAGACACCGGUAAAUCCUGCCGCCUGGCCCUGGACUCAAACAGAAUUCACGCUCAUCGACCACAGCGAUCAGGUGUCUAAAGACUCCGGAAAGCUCAAAGUCAUUCAUUUCGGCUUAGUAUGAACACCGAGUAUGAAUUUAUAUCAUCUUACUGUGGAGCUGUUUAUCAAAUGCAACAGUAUGAUCUUGUAUUUUGUAAAAAAAAACAAACAAACAAAAAAAAAAACAAAGCUCGGACCUCUCAGGAAAUUGACUAGCGUUUGUACUUCAGUGUUAAAUGUUCUUGAAAUAUUGUACAAACUAAUGCAAGGUGUUUUUUUUUUUUUUUUUUUGUUAAAUGGAAAAUGUUAGCUUCACGUUCUUGUAGUAAAUUUGAGUUCAGCGCCACAAUUAUUUCACAGAUCUAAAAAAAAAAAAAAAAAAAAUUUUUUUUAAAUAAUAAAAUUUUGUACUGAUGGUAUUUUCCAGAGAUUCAUUACAUGCAUAAACAUUAGAACUUUUUUUUUUCCUCUUUCUUUAAUAAAAAUUUUUUGUUAAAGUGUGCGCUUCUAACUGAACUGAACUGUCUUGGCCCUUUUCAUGUAGUAAUCAUGUCUGGUUUAUUUUUACUGUGCGUCAGAACAUCGUUGAUGUUUUUCAGCUUUUAAAAUCCCAAGACUGCACAUCCCUGAACUCUACACCGCUCAGACGUGCGCUUGUAAUGGAUUUGCCUCGAUUGUGCAUAAAAGCAUCCAUUAAAUUAGCCUAAUAAACGGGUAAAAGUACAGAAAUUUCUCCUUGUCGUAGCUCACUGUGAUGUGGCCUGUGUAGUAGGUGGUUUGGUUUUUAUUCUCGCCAUCUUCCAUACGCGUGUACGUGAGAAAGAGAUUACACGCGGGAGUUAUAAAGCAGAGGACGCCAGCGUUUCACCCGUAUCAGGACUGACGCUGCCUCGCUUUGCCUCAAACUUAAUCUGACGGCACCCAGCCACCCGUAAUCCCCCGCAGUAUCGUAAUCAGUUUAUUCUACAUUCUAAGA